CCAUGGGUUGUCUACUCUACAAGCUGUGCUACUUCACGGUUCCUUUCGGGGAGAGCCAGGUGGCUAUCUGUGAUGGAAGUUUCACUAUUCCAGACAACUCCCGCUAUUCCCAGGACAUGCACUGUCUCAUCAGAUACAUGCUGGAACCUGACCCAGAUAAGAGACCAGACAUCUACCAAAUAUCCUACUUCGCCUUUAAACUGGCUAGACGAGAGUGUCCAGUCCCAAAUGUACAUAAUUCCCCGAUUCCCGCAAAACUUCCGGAGCCCAUCAGAGCCAGUGACGCAGUGGCCAAAAAGAGUCAUAUCAAAGCCAGGCUCUCAGACCCCACUCCUACCUUGGAAACCUCAAUCGCACCUCGCCAACGACCCAAAGCUGGCCAGGCUCAACCUCAGCCAAUAUCAUGCAUCCUCCCCAUCCAGCCAGCUCUCACCCCCCGCAAGAGACCCAAUGUGGCCUCUGGAGCCCCCCAGGCCAUAGGUAGGAUCUGUGAUACCUCU
This is a messenger RNA of Notothenia coriiceps (black rockcod), 500 nucleotides long. RefSeq names its product AP2-associated protein kinase 1-like. NCBI's taxonomy places the organism in Eukaryota, Metazoa, Chordata, Actinopteri, Perciformes, Nototheniidae. The annotation marks the transcript as partial. The transcript is spliced from 4 exons. The record is from RefSeq and is a predicted model, not a curated record.